AUGGUCCGUUUUCUGGAAGCUUGGUUACUGACUUGGUCGUGCACAUUGAGCACGGCUUUCUUCCAAGCUGUGACUGGAUAUCAGGUCGUGGGCUUCAUCAUCCCUCUGCUAGUCCUUGAACUCGUCUCAUUGCCUCUAUGGGGACUUUACUGGACUGUCCUCUAUCCUAGCUAUUUCACUCCAUUCCGUAACCUCCCGACACCACCUAAAAGAACAUUUUUGACCGGAAACCGAACUGUGGUCUUGCCGGAUUACCCUUAUGAAGAUAUACGGAGCAUCUCCGCAACCCUACCAAACAAGGGACUAGUUCGAUUCUAUGAACCAUUCUGCAGAGAAGUCCUCAUGGUCACGAAGCCAAACACCUUAAAGGAGAUGUUGACCUUGAAAGCUUAUGAUUUUGGUCAUCCAAGAUUGAUCAAGCUCUUGAUGAAAAGGCUCACAGGGAACGAGUUCAAUUUCUUGACGCCUGUUGGACACAAGCUCUUUCGAAAGAAUCUUAGACCUGCGUUCACAAACACACACGCAGCGGAGAUGGUUCAGCUCAUCGAGGCUGAGCUGAAAGUCGAUCAUGAUUCCGUGAUAGACCUCGGUGACUAUGGUAACCGGGCUUUACUAGACCAUCCCAACAACGAAUUCCGAAACCAGUUCAGAAAGAUUGCAUUGGAACCCAACAGAACCUUCAAAUGGAUGCAACUGAUUAGCCACUACUUUGACCUGCGCCCACUGCUGCUGACCUUCUCUCUUAUACCCGGGAAGAAGAUGCAGGUGAAAGAAUCAUCAGAAUUCCUCCGCAACUUUGCCAGAAAAGUGAUCAAACAAAGGCGGGAAAAGCUUCAGCGCGCCGAAUCUCCAGAUAUCAAGGAUAUCACAACUGUUGCUCUGGAAAACGAUGCAUUUCCACCGGAUGAACUUGCUGAUCAUGCCGUACUUUUCCUCACGGUUGGCCACAAGUCUACAUCCGCAGCCUUCGAAUGGACCAUGUUUGAGCUUGGCAAACGACCAGAAAUGCAACGGCGACUGAGAACAGACAUCAAUAAAUCUCUAGGUUCUGCUUCAUUGGGGACAGUCGAACUUGGCUCUCGGGUUCUGGAGACACCAUAUCUGAUUGCCAUCUGUAGCGGGGUUAUUCGAUGCUACCCAUUCACCCCCUUAGCCACGAAAAUCGCAGAGAUCGAUACAUCACUUCUUGGCGAACACAUACCAAAGGGGACUGUGGUUUUGUUCUCGGCUGAAGCAUUAAAUCAUGGCCAGGAACUUUGGGGUCCUGAUGCUCAUCUUUUCAAUCCGGACCGGUGGAUGGCAGCCGGAAUGGCCAACUCUGGCCGGGCCUCUAGUAACUACGCAAUGCUAUCUUUUUCGGCCGGACCUUGGGGUUGCAUUGGGGAGCACAUUGCUAGAGCGGAGCUUGCACACCUGGUAGCCGCGGUCGUGCAAAGGUUUGAGAUCGAUUUGGUCCACCCAGAAACAGUCGGUCGAAGCAAACCCGGGCCAUUCAUGAGAUCCGUUGAUGGGAUUCAUGUCAGACUCAAGUUAGUAAGGAGUUCAUGA
Molecule: messenger RNA, 1548 nt
Organism: Hyaloscypha bicolor E
Lineage: Eukaryota; Fungi; Ascomycota; Leotiomycetes; Helotiales; Hyaloscyphaceae
Product: cytochrome P450
Exons: 5
Coding region: 1-1548 (515 amino acids)
Molecular function (GO): heme binding; oxidoreductase activity, acting on paired donors, with incorporation or reduction of molecular oxygen; monooxygenase activity
Source: RefSeq, a predicted model, not a curated record